This is a messenger RNA of Dioscorea cayenensis subsp. rotundata (Guinea yam), 1231 nucleotides long. Its product is annotated as IMPACT family member in pol 5'region. Gene Ontology annotation, cellular component: cytoplasm. The transcript has 7 exons. The record is from RefSeq and is a predicted model, not a curated record. NCBI's taxonomy places the organism in Eukaryota, Viridiplantae, Streptophyta, Magnoliopsida, Dioscoreales, Dioscoreaceae. Bases 26 to 772 code for a protein of 248 amino acids. Gene Ontology annotation, biological process: regulation of translational initiation.
GAUUCGGAUCCGAAUCCGCACAAGGAUGACCAGAAGCUUCGAGAAAUGGCGGUGCGAAUCCCGCCCCAUCUCUCUACUUUCCCGCGCGCUUCUCGGUGCCCUAGCAAUGGCGAGGAGCUCGGCCACGCAGAGCAUCGCUAGCGACGCCGGCGGAGGGAGUUCUCGCCGGACUCCGUCGCCCUACACGACCUUGAGAGAGCGAGUGAGCUGCGAGCGCGAGAUCAAGCGCAGCAAGUUCAUUGCUAUCGCUUCACCCGUCCAUGACGAGCGUUCCGCUCAAUCCUUCCUCUUGGAGGUUCAGGAUCCCCGAGCAACUCAUAAUUGUUGGGCAUAUAAGCUUGGAGAUCAAUUUCGGUGUAAUGAUGAUGGUGAACCAUCAGGUACAGCUGGAAAACCAAUAUAUUCUGCCAUUGUUUCAUCAGGAAUUGAUAUGGUGAUGGUGGUUGUGAUCAGGUAUUUUGGUGGUAUUAAGCUGGGCACUGGAGGGCUAGUUAGGGCAUAUGGAGGAGUUGCGCUGGACUGUCUUAAAAGUGCAGAAACUCGUUUUGUAAAACCCAAAGCUCCAGUUGGUAUUGAAGUACCUUAUGAUUUGUUGGGAACUGUUUACCAUCAGCUGCAAUUGUUUCAAGCAGAGGACAUCAAACAAGACUAUGAUACCGGAAAAGAUGAUAUAACAAUGGUCACCUUCAGAUUGGAUUACGACAAGAUUGAUAGUCUGGAAAAUGCUAUCAAUUCUUCUUGUGGAAGAAAAUUUGAUUUCUAUAAACAGUAACCAGGAUAUAGGUGUUUAUUUCUUGUUCCCAUGAGAGAAACAAAUCAUAGAUCCAAUUGGGUUAUUUUCACCUUAGCCAAUCAAAUUUAUCUCCUCACAAGGCAAAGAAUAAUUUAUUUCCCACUAUAGUUAGUGGGUGUGUAUAGUUAUGGAAUCUGCCAAAAGAAAUACAACUAACUGAGCUUCUUGGGAUUGCGUGAGACUGGUUUGAGUUUUGACAAUUUACAGUCGCUGUCUGUGGCUUAUGAUUUCCUCUCUCUUCAGGUUGCAGUAAAUAAAUGCUUUAGAUUCCAAGUUAAUUUUCAAUUGUCAUCAAGGUCUCUAGUUUAAUUCAGUGGUUGCAUUUUAUCUUGUUUCUUUGACACUAAAGCCUUGAGUUCUAGUUCAUGAUCAGUUGGCAUUUGCACUGUAGCUUUUUGUGAUAUUAAAGAAGCUAAUAAUGGAAACAUGAUGAAAACA